AUGGUGACGCCAAAGAAGGAAGAACCGCAAGAUUCGCCCGAAGAGGUAACGAGUUCCCAUUAUCAGGCGAGGAGUUUCCAUUUUGGUUCAUCGAGUACUCAUGGAGAUGCCGAACCUUCCACUUUGAUAAAGGAUGGAGACGACACAAUGAAGUUAGAAGAUGAAGACGAUGACAUGCAAGAAGAUCAUCCAAAUACGCUUGAAUAUGUCGAUGUCUUGAUGAGAAAUGGUUGUACUGCAUUAGAACAAGACGACACUUUUACAGCCGUCAAAUGUUUCAGUCGUGCCUUAGAAAUCCGGGUAGCUCAUUUCGGAGAGCUUGAUCGCUAUAGAUAUAAUGCAUAUUAUUACUAUGGAUAUGCAUUGCUUCGUCAUGCUCGAGCUGGUGCAAAUGAAGAUGGUUUAAAGGAGGAAGAAAAUGAUGAAAUUGAUACUGAUGAUACACCUAGUAACGAUGAGGAAGAAACUGACCUGGAUUUGGCAUGGAAACUACUCGAGAUUGCAAGGAUAAUUUCUGAGAAACGACCAACUAAGUCCAUUAAUAACGUGUAUAUUAUGUGUGCACUGGGUGAAGUUAAUUGUUAUAGAGGUUUGCUUCCUGCUUUGUGCAACUUUCUGAAUUCAGAUGAAAUCAAUCCCCUACUCAUAUAUUUUAUCCUCAUUCCUCUUGCAGGUGAAGAAGUUGUUGACGCUUCUACCAUUUCACACCAAUCUGAGAAUUCAAAUUCCAUCAGUAAAUUAGAGAAAAAUAUUGCCACACUCCGUGACUACUCUAUAAUGCUGGAAUAUAAGAUAAAAGAACUUUCUGAGAAUCAUAAGAUACCUAGAGCUAACCUUGAUGAAGCAACUGGUGCAUUAUAUAGCAAGGUGAAACAAGUUGAGGAGAAUGUUUCCACCAGUAAUAGUACUAGUACAUAUCUCCAAGUAAGACACCUUGGUAAAGUGGGUGGAUCUGUGAAGAAGAUUAGUGCUGGCAUGUACUCAGAUUCAAUCCAAUCAAGUUCCUCCAAAAAACGCAAAUUGGGAUAA
Impatiens glandulifera is the source of this 1029-nucleotide messenger RNA. RefSeq lists its product as uncharacterized. Gene Ontology annotation, molecular function: histone binding. Gene Ontology annotation, cellular component: nucleoplasm. Bases 1 to 1029 code for a protein of 342 amino acids. NCBI's taxonomy places the organism in Eukaryota, Viridiplantae, Streptophyta, Magnoliopsida, Ericales, Balsaminaceae. Gene Ontology annotation, biological process: CENP-A containing chromatin assembly; DNA replication-dependent chromatin assembly. The transcript is spliced from 5 exons. The record is from RefSeq and is a predicted model, not a curated record.